AUGGAAGGAGGGCUCGCACAGGUUGUACAACUUGGUGAGAAACCGACGUGGUUGAGCAUGGCAUUUUGGUUCUGUGACGAAGGAAAGCCAAAUUGCCUUCGAUGUACCGCCAGUGGUAGGAUAUGUGGUGGCUACGAUCUUGGAGUCCGUUUCAUUGACAGUCAAGGGGUGCUUCGAGCCAAGCGCAAGAGACGUGUUACUACUACAUCCAUCAUAUCAAUACGGCCGCUAUCCCUCGGUAUUGAAGGCUCUGAUGCAGAAAGACAAUUCUUCUUCAGUUGUAGACGCGCGACCGAGGCUGGUGUUGCCAUGCACUUGUGCAGCGUCUCAUCAUUCUGGACCAAACUGGCGCCUCAACUCGGUCACUUUGAUGCAGCCGUAAAGCAUUCCUUGGUCGCUCUAGGUGCCACAUAUCAUCUCAAGAAGAUGAAAACAGGAGUGAGCGGCCAAAAGAAUGCUUCUUCAGUCACAGCCGACAAGUUGGAGCUCUUUGCCAUGAGGCAAUACAACCGAGCCAUCGAAAACGUCUAUGGUCAUCUUGACAAAAAGAAUCCCAAAAGUAUUGCUUUAGUGCUGGUAUGCUGUCUAAUAUUUGUUUCCCUGGAACUUCUGCGACAAAAUAACCGUGCUGCAAUAGCGCAUUUGCGGAAUGGCAUACAAAUUAUCAUCUCAGCUUUGGAUAUUGAUCUUCUGAGCGAUUCGUCCAGUACACCUUGGACCAAAGACAUGGUCUUAUCAAAUAGCGACUUAUGGGAUAUUAUCACUCAAUUUCGCAAUAUCGAGUUUGCAUGGAAUGUGUUUUCGAACGACGUCUCCCUCACGCUGGGGCUACACCUCCGAAGGGUUUUGGGUGCUCAACCUAAACCCGGUGCAUUUAAACCCAAGUCAAUUACGAGCGUAAACGACGGGUACAAGGCAAGGACGGAAUUUAUGAAUGCUGUUACAGCUCGAUAUUCGGAGCUGCAGAAGCAUCAGGGCGAUGAAGUCUUCUGGGCUCAACCGAAAAUGCAGCAGGAGCUGUACUCUCUCCGAACUUGGGGCGGAAAGAUCAUGUCUGCAAUUGAAGCACUCUGGACUAGCCCUCAAGCCCCAGUGAUUGGAACAUGGAGUUCCUAUAGUAGUCAGGUCGACUGGCUUCUCAUCAGCAGUGGGCGAACAUUAGUCGAGAUGAUACCAUUCGGUGUCAAUGCCCACACGAAAGUUGCGGGAAACAUGGACAUUCAGAAUGACGUUACGAGGGGCGUAUCUCUUGCGGCCAAAAUGCACCUGGAACAUGCUGCAACAGGACGACCUCCGUCAGAGUUUAGCCUUGAAAUUGGGUUGGUCGCCGUUAUGUAUUGGGCUUGGGUGUUUAGCACCCGGGCUGAGACGAAAGAAGCAGCCAUGAGGAUUCUUCAAGAUUUGGAUAAGAUGGAAGGGCCGUGGGAUGCCAAACAGAUAUUAACGUCCCUUCCGGGCAUGGUGAAGCCGCGGCUACUGGUCAUAUAA
Messenger RNA from Pochonia chlamydosporia 170, 1488 nucleotides. RefSeq names its product C6 zinc finger domain-containing protein. Gene Ontology annotation, molecular function: zinc ion binding; DNA-binding transcription factor activity, RNA polymerase II-specific. Gene Ontology annotation, biological process: regulation of DNA-templated transcription. The record is from RefSeq and is a predicted model, not a curated record. Lineage: Eukaryota; Fungi; Ascomycota; Sordariomycetes; Hypocreales; Clavicipitaceae. The transcript has 4 exons. The coding region runs from base 1 to 1488 and encodes 495 amino acids.